ACUUCCGGUUAGAAACCGCUAUCUGUCAGAAAAAAAACAUCCAGAUCUGGAAUCCGCUACUCGGACGCGUUGACGGACACCGCUGCUGUCGGGAGGUCGUUUUCUGGGUUUGGAGCCUCUCAGGACAAACAGAGAGAGUAUGCCCGGGUGGAGGUAACCGUCCCAGGACUGUCGCUGCCUCCUCAGCCUGCUGAAGGACGGAGCAGGACGGAGAGACACAGAUGGAGAGGCCGGGCAGGCUGCUGCUGCUGUCCGAGCUCCGCGUCAGAAACACCGCGUACGAUGUGAGCCUGAGCCGGUCCCUGCUCACCUGGAAAAGACGAAUUUCCAGCCCGGUGUACCACCCAUUUAGACCCAGGUUUUGUGUUCCUUCGUUCCCUCGUCGACCAGACUCAGGUGUAUGUCACAGUGUGUCAGUGUCAGAGAUCAUCUCUGUGAGAGAGGAAGAGGAGGAGAACAGCAGCAGACAGAGAGACGAUGGCAGCUGGAAAAAGAUCAAAGAGAGAGAAGGGAAGGACUGCAGGCAGGCCUUCACAGUAUUGUAUGUGGAGAGGUGUCGGCAGCACCGCUGGCGGUGUGCUGAGGUCACAUUCACGUGUCCAGAGGAGGCGCUGUAUCAGCGCUGGGUCAGCAGCAUCAGAGAGCAGCUCGCCUCUAUCACCAGCAGACCCAAACACCUGCUGGUCUACAUCAAUCCGUAUGGCGGGAAGCGUCAGGGCAAACACAUCUACGAGCAAAAGGUCGCACCGCUGUUUGCCCAGGCAGGUGUCUCCACGCAUGUCAUCGUGACGGAGUACGCCAAUUAUGCUAGGGAUCACCUGAGAACGGAGGCGGAGCUGAAGAAGUUUGAUGGGGUGGUGUGUGUCGGAGGGGACGGCAUGUUCAGUGAGAUCAUCCAUGGGCUGAUCUGGAGGACACAGAUCGAUGGCAGCGUAGAUCCAAACUGUCCAGAUCAAACUCUCCUUCCCAGCUCCCUUCACAUUGGAAUCAUACCUGCAGGUUCAACAGAUUGUAUCUGCUUUGCCACUGUGGGCACCAACGACCCAGUGACCUCUGCACUGCACAUCAUCGUGGGAGACUCGCAGCCGAUGGAUGUGUGCUCGGUUCACCACAACAACACCUUCCUGCGAUACUCUGUUUCCCUACUUGGAUACGGUUUCUAUGGCGAUGUGCUAACUGACAGUGAGAGGAAGAGAUGGAUGGGACCAGCCAGAUACGACCUCUCAGGUGUGAAGAUGUUCCUGACUCAUCAUUACUAUGAAGGAACAGUGUCCUACCUGCCGGCCAGAGGCAUCGUAGGAACGCCACGUGACGCUGCCAAGUGUCGAUCUGGCUGUGUGGUUUGUCAGCACAACGGGCAGCUACUUUCAAAGAGAGCUGAGAAUUACACAAUGGAUGAAGACAGCGAGAGUGAUGGCGAGUGGAGGACAAUCCGAGGGAAGUUCUUGGCUAUAAACGCUGCCAGUAUGAGCUGUGCUUGUCCUCGCAGCCCCAAAGGCCUCUCACCUGCUGCUCACCUGGCCGACGGCACCACCGACCUCAUCCUGGUCCGAAAAUGUUCCCGCUUCGACUUCCUCAGACACCUCCUCCGACACACCAGCAAAGAUGACCAGUUUGACCUGACCUUCGUUGAGGUCCACCGGGUGCGGCGUUUCCGCUUCACACCACGUUACUGCCAGAGCGACUCAGACCUGGAGCUGGACCUGCGAGAGAAUGGCAAACGCCAGAUCUUCAGCCAGAUAUGCCGAGACCAUCCGGCUUGCGGCUGUGCCCCCGCCUACAGCAGCUGGAACUGCGACGGCGAGAUCCUGACCCACACGGCCAUCGACGUCCGAGUGCACUGCCAGUUGAUCAAGCUCUUUGCACGAGGGAUCGAAGAACCAACGGUGUUCGAGGAUCUCACCAACCCCUGUGCAAUAUAGACCCACGCCCCCAUUAUUACCUGUCAGACACUGGAGUUGUCACUGUGUCUUCAGCCUCUGCCUACAUCACUUCUGCUGCUGCCGUCAUGGGACACAUCGUUCACUCGACAGGAUUUACUGACUCAGCAAUGAGUUGUGCUUUUACUCUACAAAGAUCAGCAGUACGGAGAGAAACCAAGAAAUUGUUUCCUCACAGACAGGAUGUGAUGUGUAGUUUUCCUAAAAUGCCCUGAAUAACUUCAAAUCUAUUCUUUGGAAACUAUUAGGAUAUAAUCAGGAAAAUAUUGACCCAGAGAGUAAAGCUUCACCCUCACAUUUGUUGAGGUUGUUGUUGUUUUGAUGCGAACAGAUGAAUGGUUGCCAGGUGUCUGGCACCUGAUUUAUUUUUAAUAUUGAACAGUUCUGAAAGUGCCGUUUGAUAAUAUUUUCCCCCAUAAUCCAGAGACCAUGACUCCAUGAUGUUACCUUGAGGUUACAAAUGUUGCCUGUUACAGUAACAAAAUGUGUAAAAAGCUGCUGUAGGUGGAAAACGCAGGAUGGACUGUUGUCCUAAACGCUGCCGCAUGUGUCACUACCUAUAAACUAUAGAGUAGACUUGUUGUGUCUCGGUCUUGUAGGUGCCUGAGAUUGGAUUUGUUUUGGUCUUGUGGGGGAUUUUAUUAGACAGAAGAGGCAGAGGCAGACAGGAGGAGAGACAGGGGUAUGACGUGCAACAAAGGCUGGACUUAAACCGGCUACAUUCUUACCUGUUACAGACUUCUGUUUCCACAGAGUCCAGAUGUUUUCUUAGUAGACUGGAGAGGUCAGCUGUUCUCUAUUAUCUUGGACUCUCAACUGUAGUCCUGGUGCAGAUAAGAACACACUGAGAGUUUUUGUAUUUAUUCAGCUUAUAAGUAGAUUGGAGAUUGUUACAUAAAUUAUAGCUUAUUUGCACUUUUUAAAUAGUUGUAAUUAUUUUGAAUAAUCAAAACCUAUCUUGGAUUUUGAAUGAUCUAAUACAUGUUUUAAGGAUACCAGACACCUGCCAGCCAUUCCUACAGUCAUGUGAUCAUUAGGGAUCAGGGGUGGAUUCACAUUCACAUGAGUAGAAAGUAAAUCCGCUGCACGUGUUCAGUACAGAAAACAAUGCUGGGAGGAGAUUUAUUAUCCACUAUUGAAGCAUCCCAAUUCUUCAACUGCAAGAAGGUUUCUGUUACAUUAUGCUUCUCAAACAGGUCCAUUAGAAUAAACUAAAACAUAAAUGUUUCUCACAUUUCUCAGGAAUAUCUGAGCUCAAUUGUAACUAUGAAAUUGUAUUUUUACAUAUUUCAACUCCCAGCAAUUUAGGAAAAAAACUUACAUUUGAAUUUUAGUGAAGAAAAUCUUGUGCCAGUCAAGCUGGUCGUGGCUGAGCAAGCUGAGCAGCGCACACAUGAAUGUUUUUAAUCUUCCAUUUCCGCUUGUUAUGCAAAUGAGGUCAGCUGGAGUAAACACAGAAUACAAAUCAGAUCAAGUGCUGGAGAGAACAAGAAGUACUGCUUUAACACCAGUGUUUUACACAGCAGAUAUUCUGACUUCUCAAUGAGCUGAAGGCAUAGCUGUAACUUCAAAUUACAUACAAGAUUAAAAUAAGAUUCACAUACAACAAAAGACAAAACCAAUACUGAAGCAGUGGUGCCCAGCCUGGGGGGUCAGGAAACUGGUUUGUCUGGACAACUAUUUGAUUGAUUUGAAAUAAAAGUUAAUAUUAACAUCCACUUUUCCCUCAGGACAAAUUGUAAUAACUGAUGAUCCUCUUUUCAUCUAGUGCCACCAUCAAGUCAAAUGUUAAUUUUAAUUGGUCCAAUACUUUGGUUUAAGACCAAAUACCAUUCCUGUCCUCCUCGGCUGUAGCAUGUUAACACACUGAACUAAGGUGGUGAACAUCUUAUGGCUAAACAUUAGCAUGUUUUGUCAUUGUUACCGUUGAGCUCAAAGCACCACUGUGUCUAAGUAUAGCUUCACAGAAGUUUAUGUCGUAAUAAUUAAAAUAAAACAAUCUGGACUGGAAUCUAGACAUAUGCAAGCUGUGACAAGGGCUCAUAAGUAGACAUAGCCUUGUUUUUAGAGGUCACAGUUCAAAAAGGUUGGAAUGGCUGCAAUAAAGGGUAUGGACGGGCCUCUCCAAGUACACAGUUUUUAAACGUUUAACCACAGAUAGAAACAUUUUUGUGUAUAAAUGAAUCAAUCUCACUGUGAAGGAUCAUUUAACUUGCUAGAUACAAAACUCGGUUUGGACUUUUAUUGUGUUGUAUGGAAGGUUCAUAUUAUUGAUUUGAUCUUUUGUGACGGAAGCUGCACUGUAAUGUCCAGUGUUGAUAUUCAACCACCAGCAUGUUCAGUGUAGAGUCUUUUUCAUUUUUGAAUCAUUGUAGGUGAGUUCACAGUGGACGGCUCUGAGCAUGUCGUAGCCUGAUGUUAACUGUCUCUGUAGCAGCUGCUUUUCGGUGUCCACAAAAUACAAUCUACCUGUAGCAGCACCAUUAAUGUUACUUUCCCAUAUUCUUUAAUAAUAUGAUGCAUAGCAAAGUUGCAUUUAAUUCACUAAGCCUUGGGAUGGCGAUGUCCAUCAGUUCUGUCCACAUAUCCGUUUAAAUUAUCAUAAAAUGUCCUGAUCUCAAGAGGAUGAACCCUUUAGACUGUAAUUAUCCAUUGACCUUACAUCUAGCACCAUCCUCAGGACAAACUGUACAGCUUUGCUUCGCUACUGGUGUGGCACUAAGGAUUUCAAAAUCAGCAUAACGUUGCAGCUUCCAAAUAGAUUUGAAAUAAUAUGAUUGUCUCCAUCCUGAAGCUCUGUCGGGACAGGAAGUUGCGUAUCAUCACUGGACUAUCACAGUGUAGAUUCUGUUUGUUUGUUGUCCAGCAGUCCUGUUUCCUCUCUGCUGAUGUUAACACAAACUGACCGAGGAGGGAACCAGUAGCCGCUCACGGUGCUCUAAAACAUCAGCUUCCAGCUUUCUUCUGAGCUCAAUCUGACCAAAUACCAGCCGGGGUUUAAUGAUGUAGCUGUCUGUCUGUCUGUGACAGUUUGAGCUUAGCCUAGAGGUCUUCAGAGGUCCAAAAUCUUUGAGACCUUACAGACCUGAUUAGACUGACAGUAAUGUGAACCCGGUCCUACUUGGGUCUCAGGUCAAACCUCAGUUAGUAGGAACCUAGUGGACCUGUGAAGAUCUUUAGCUCAGCCGUCUGUCUCUUGUUGAUUUAUCUGUCACUGUUGUAUUGAUGUACAAUCAGAGUCUGAAUGUUUGCUGUAAAACCCCCAAACAGUAACAAACCAAAUGUGUUAAAUGCGCACACACAGAGGUCGACUGAUGACAGAUGACUGAAGUGGAUUACAAAUAUUUAUUUACAUUUAGCGAGCUGUUACUAUUAAUUAAACCAGAAACUGGCCAAUUCAUUUGUAUGUUUUCAUGAAAUAGACAUCGCUGGAGGCUUUGUGACGUAGUAAAUACUUGGCCAGCUACAGUAGCUGGUGAGCUGACCGCUAACAAGCUAUUUAGCCAAGAACAUGCUGGUCCUAGCCAGCCAUAAUAGCUCACAUAGCUAGCUCAGUUGCUAACAUGCUACUAGCUAAUGUCGCGUUCACAAAUCGUACAGACUGGAAAAAAAAAGAAGAGGCACACUGGCUUUAGGAUUGUACAUCAUUUUAUUCAACAAAGAGUUGACAAACUCUGCAUUCAGCGAUGGGACAAUGAAUUCACACAUUGUACCAUCGACUUUAGUGUUUAGUCUCAUAAUUGUCUAUAAACCGUCUCUGUUGUGGAGCAGUUUAUACUGUGACAGCGGGACUUUCAUAAAACUGGUUGGGGACACACAGCUAACAAGCUAAGCUAAGUCAGCGUGAUACUCGUGACGUAUUUUAGCAUGGCCUACCCUACAGGAAAUUUACUGGCAUAUUUUGUGUCAUACAACAAAAGGUGACUAUGUCUUAAGCUUGUGUUAACCACAAACCACAAACCCUCCCCCCGACUUUUAGGCAAGGGAACAGGAAGUACAAAAAUGCUAACUAAUCUCGAAACACUAUUAGUCAGCAGCAUGAAUUUGUGUUUAUGUCAGCUAAUCAUCAUGUCAGCAGGCUAGCUAUGCUGCUAACCGGACAAUAACACAGUUAAUGAAGAGAACCUGUUAGUAUCAUGGACUACUGGGUGACUGAGCGUACUCCAGCAGAGCAGACUUAUAUAAAACUGGAUGGUAGCACACAGCUUAUAUGAUGGCGUCCUCAAUUUUGGACGGCCCAACUCUCCCUCAAUGGUCAACACUGUCAAGACGGUUUGAAUGUGAUGAUCAGCACAGAUCUGCAUGUCCAAGUUAAGAGUCAAUGCAAAGGCUUCUUACAAAUUAAUUUAACUCCCAAUAGCGAAUCCACUGAUUGCAGAUAUAACUAUAAUUGACAUUAAAUGUCAUUAAAAGCGCGAUUGUAACUGAACAGGUAGAAUUAAAGAUAUAACCAAUUCAUCUCUAGUGUCGUGUUAGGUAUUGAAGCAUUAAGGACUAGUACUGCAAAUAAUGAUUAGUCUUAAUUGUCUUUCUGAUUAGUUAUCUCUAAAAUUUCAAAAUAAACAUUAUGUCCAAAGUGAUUUUUCAUUUCUUUCUUAAUUUUUUUAAUUCAAAAAAGACAUCUAGCUCUGUGAAGCAUUAGUUUCUCCCAAUUUAAACCUCUCCAGCUAAUAGGGAAUAUUGUUAUUUUCAACACUGUAGUUUAAUCUGACGCUGGAAACUAGUUUGAGCUAGUGAAUCAGUCGACCUCUAGUUGUAAUCUGAGCUGUAACUGAUCUUUACCUUCUGCUGUAGCUGUUUCAUUAUCAGGAAUUAAAAAUGUAUUCAACUA
Messenger RNA from Dicentrarchus labrax (European seabass), 6771 nucleotides. Its product is annotated as ceramide kinase. The transcript is spliced from 14 exons. Lineage: Eukaryota; Metazoa; Chordata; Actinopteri; Moronidae. The record is from RefSeq and is a predicted model, not a curated record. Gene Ontology annotation, molecular function: kinase activity. Bases 222 to 1922 code for a protein of 566 amino acids.